AAAGGCCAUUGUGUGGGAUCUUUUGUGAGCUAACUCAGCGGUGGUGUAGCGCUGUUUUCUAACAUAAUCCUCGGCGGCAGCAAAGUUAAACAUGUCUACAAACAUGCCGCCGGGCAAUCUGAACCUGGAGUCGCAGCUUUUGUCCAUAAUGGACGUGCUGGUGAAAGCGGCGGUGACGGAAAUCAGUCAGCUGUUCUCGGAGAGCUCGUCGUCACUCCGGCUGCAUCUGACCCAGAGCCUGAAGGAAAACGAAGCCCUGAGGAUGAGGAUGAAGGUGAUGAGGAGCGAGCUCUUCUCCCUCCGGCUGCAGACCAGGAACAACCGGCCGGCCAGCCGCUUCUCCCCCAUCAGAGGAAACAUCCCCAAACCACGGGCUAAAUCACAAGUCGUCAUUAAACCACCAGUGGCCCAAAAGACUGUUGGGGAAGCUGCUUCAAUUUCUCUUCAACCAGAGAACAAGACUUCCUCUGCUACGACACAAGUGGAGAAUGAAGAUAUGGAGAGCCCAGAUGUCAUCCUGAUCAAAGAUGAGGACGACGUGGGAGGAUGUGGGUCAGUUGUGGGUCAGGAUGACUUUGGAAAUCACAGUACCCAGAGUGGUGUUUCUACAGGGACUCCGAAUUUAGACUCGUCCUGCCUGACAGGUGAUAACGAGGAGCUGAGAAUCGUGAGCGUUCAUGGUCGGGGGGAAGGACCUCUGCAGGAGGAGAGCGACACCCUCUUCACUGCCUCUGAGCUCCAGGCUUUUAGCUCCCUGACUCCUGACCACAACGUCAGCCAUGACAGUCUCCUGAAUUUCACCACUGGUGGCGGUGACAGAGCGGCGAUGAGAGGGAUGCAGGACAACAGAAACAGCCAGCUGGAGAGGAAUCAUUCCACCCAAAUGGCUUCAGCAGUGUUGAAUCCUGCAAUAAAAACACCAGUCGUAGGAGCUGAUGGUCAGGUUGGGCACCCCAGUCACGUCAGCCAGUUCACCCAGCCGCAGAACGUCUUCCCUCACGGCAUCAACAAAUCUCUGGACUGCAGCUUCUGUGGCGAGCGCUUCCUCAGCCGUGAAGACCUGAUCGUGCACAGAGCAAGUCACACCGGGGAGCCGCCCGUUCUUUGCACCUUUUGCGGCAAGUCGUUCGUCAACAAGACCACGCUGAGCAUCCACAUGCGCAUUCACACUGGGGAGAAGCCGUAUGCUUGUACGCAGUGCGGGAAACGCUUCACGCAGAACGGCAGCCUGAAGAUCCACCUGAGGACUCACUCUGGAGAGAAACCGUACACCUGCAAUCAUUGCACCGCCAGCUUCAACAACCCCAGCAACCUGCGCAGGCACAUGAUCACACACACUAACGGAGCGCUCUGACCAUGAAAGAUACAAAGAUUUAAAGACUCAACAUUCAACUUUCUUUGUGUGUAGCAUGUUACUUUUACUGAGAUUGUGAGUGUGUACUUCGCCAUUUCCUAGGAAAAUCAACGGACUGCUGUGGUUCAAAAUAAGGACACAAACAAGCAUCAUCUCUGUUCAGUAUGAAGACGCUUGCGUUCAUUUUAUUUCUAAAACCAGCAAUAGGAAAAACAUCCUCCAAAACUAAAAUGCCUUUUUUUAUUUAUCCUUCCUGGCUAGUGAAACUUUUUAUACUUUCUGAAAUGCAGACAAACAGAUGCCUUAUUCAUCACUCAAAGAAAAUAUAUGGUACCUUAAUUUAAAGCUGGGGCAGGCAGAAAUCUGGAAAAGGCAAAAAAAAAAUGCAGAAUUGGAAAAUGUAGUCUCUACCUGCAGCUCUACUAUCUGCGUCCUAAGCGGCUCUCACCAGACGAUCACGGGAACAUGCUUCAUACAGUAAUCCGGUGUUUAAUCAGAUCUUAUAUCAUAAAUUGCAUGCACUGUGUUUGCUCUUCCUGCUCUCUCUUUUGGUGAUUUUAAGACCACAAAUGGGACAAAAAUCCGGCCACCCUUUCCUUUCACCUCACUCUCUGCCGCUGCACCGAGCGUCACAGCGGGCAGGUGGCCAGAGGCAGCGGCGGGGCUAAUCUGUGUAACGGCAGCAACAGAAAGUUUGCUGAUCUGGCGAGGAGUCCGGGCUGUCUGGUGCUGCAGAGCUGUGGAUUUUUGUUACCAGCUCUCCUACUGAGAAGGUGGUCUGUAGCAGCAGGGAGCGAGAUGGAGGGCAAUCUUUGAUCCAAGGCUAAAGUUGGCUAGCAUUGAGCUGUUAGUGUUUAGUGUCCUAUCAGCAGAAGGCUAAACUAUUAGCUCUAUUUUCUCUCCAUUUCAAAAACGAUAAUAUUAACAUGUUUCAUUUCGUUUAUUGUCAGACUUUGUUUUAAACUAUUUUGAUAAGUCUGUCUUUCUCUUUUGGGUUGCUUUGCCAUAUAUAUGCAGUUGUUGCCAAUCUUGGAAUAGCAACUUUUUCUGCAGGACUUUCCACCAUUGAAUUGGGUUUUCACUAAAAAAACAUGCUGGUGUAUCUGCAUUUGUAGAACAGCCAAUAGGAAAGACCUUUUUCUGAAAUGGCAUGUGAUUGGCCAAAGUCUCCCUUUUCACAGGCUAGAUUUUCUAAAAUUAUAAAACAAAGCAGAGAGCAGAUGCAGAAGUCUACUUUUUUUUCUUAGACCACUUGAAUUACAAUCAGCUCAAAGGUAAUUAUGGGAUUUUUGCCUAAUGACGCCAGCAUUCAUCUGCCUAUCCCAGCUUUAAUUCAAAUUUGAUAAAUGCUCAAAUCUUUACCCAGACAUGACCAACUCUGCAUAUUAUACAGCUGUCGCUCAGUGAUGGAUACGUAAUCAUUUGAUGUGUAAAUUUUGCUCAUUACUAGAGACCCUCACAGCUGCUUUGUUGACCCGUGUGACAGCAUGAACUGUUGUAAACACCGGGAACUGUAACAGGAGGAGGAAGAGGAAACCAUGUGCAGAUCAGAGAGGGACGUGGAUCCAACAGAUACAGAUUUUGAUGCCAAAACGGACAGAAACACAGGCAGUGACAUUGGAAUAAAGAAGAAACAUACAGCUAUUAAUGAGCGAUACUGAUAAAAUCUAUUGUGUUAUAUCACAAUAUUAGUAUUGAGAUACAGGAAAUACUUAAAGAGAAUUAUUCAGUCGAAGUAUCAUAUUGACGCAACAGCCUCUUCAGUCCAAUAUUGCCAUAAAGUAGUCCUGCUAACUGAUUCGUUCACAUUGUCCUGAUGCAGCUGUUUAUUUCAUGAAUAAUAGCAGCGUGUACAACUCUAAAAAUAUAAAGAGCGGGGUUGUGGCGGGGAUCCAAAAAACAAACACGGGCACUCAGAUAAAAUUAUGUAUUUAAUGCGGACAAAACAAACAUUUCAGCUACAAAGCCAACAUCAGCACUGUUUCUGUUUGUUUUAGCCACAUUAAAGGAGUAAAGUUAUGUGUGUGCGCCUGUGCGCUGUUUGUUUUUCAAAUGCGAAUAUUAAAGGGAUAGCAUUUUGUUACUGGUCUGGCAAAUCUAGUCAUAAUAUGGUUCACAUACUUUUUCUGGUACGUUUCCGUAGUGCUCAACUCUAGUUACAAUUUAAAAAUGUUUCAUAAGUGCUAAUUUAAAGUGUUUUAAACUGUUGUGAAAGUUUCUCGCAUCACACAGUUUACACAAAAUCCCAGAUACACUGACCAAACUUCACAUUAAAACUCAUGAGAAACUAAAAAUAGUACAUAUGAGCUGCAUACCUGGGAUUUACAUGUCUUACAUUUUCACGUACGUGUUUCACUUAAAGAGCAAACUACCUCUGGUGUCUGUUGCAGCUCUCUUUUAUUCUCUUUUGUACUCUCCAAUAGUUUCAGACUGGGCAAUAAUCAUUUUAGUGUGGAUUCUGUCUGUGGAUUUAUAAUCUGGAUAUGCAAUUCUGAAUAAAUACAGAGUUUUUAACAGCUUUCACCUUCA
Messenger RNA from Plectropomus leopardus (leopard coralgrouper), 3883 nucleotides. RefSeq lists its product as uncharacterized. Gene Ontology annotation, cellular component: nucleus. Lineage: Eukaryota; Metazoa; Chordata; Actinopteri; Perciformes; Serranidae. The record is from RefSeq and is a predicted model, not a curated record. Gene Ontology annotation, biological process: regulation of gene expression.